Molecule: messenger RNA, 2056 nt
Organism: Miniopterus natalensis
Lineage: Eukaryota; Metazoa; Chordata; Mammalia; Chiroptera; Miniopteridae
Gene: CFP
Product: complement factor properdin
Source: RefSeq, a predicted model, not a curated record
GAGACAGGAAGUAAGGAGGGGUGAGUAGAGGAGGUAGCUCAUGGGCAGGCAGAGGUGACAAGGGAGAGGUGGAAGCUGAAAAGACCUGCCCUCCUCCCCCCUUAUUACUCUUUGCCCUCCCAGUUCCUCCUGGCCCUGGUUCCUCUUUUCCCACUGACACCCAGAGCAGGUCAACUCACAUAAAGCCAGGCGGGGCUGCAGGAGUGCAGUGCUCAACAUGCCUACUCCAGCACAGGCCUCUUGGUUGCUGCUACUGCUGCCACUGCUGUUGUUACUCACCCUGCCAGCCACAGGCUCAGACCCCGUUCUCUGCUUCACCCAGUAUGAGGAAUCCUCGGGCAAGUGCAAGGGCCUCCUGGGGGAAAAUAUCCGUGUGGAAGACUGCUGUCUCAACUCUGCCUACGCCUUCCAGGAACCUGGCAGCAAGCUCUGUCAGUCAUGCAGGUCCCCACGGUGGUCACUGUGGUCGAAGUGGACUCCCUGCUCAGUGACCUGCGGUGAGGGCUCCCAGCUGCGGCACCGGCGCUGCAUAGGCUGGGACGGACAGUGCCCUGAGAAAGUGCAGCCUGGGGCCCUGGAGUGGCAGCUGCAGGCCUGUGAGGACCAGCCAUGCUGUCCUGAGAUGGGUGGCUGGUCCGAUUGGGGGCCCUGGGCGCCUUGCUCUGUCACCUGCUCCAAAGGGACCCGGACCCGUCAGCGAACAUGUGAUCAGCCUACCCCCAAGUGUGGGGGCCACUGCCCAGGAAAGGCAGAAGAAUCAGAGGCCUGUGACACGAAGAAGGUCUGCCCCACACAUGGGGCCUGGGCUGCUUGGGGCCCCUGGGGCCCCUGCUCAGGCUCCUGCCAUGGUGGACCCAACGCACCUGUGGAAAGACGAAGCCGCAUGUGUUCUGCACCUAAGCCCUCCACAGAGCCUCCUGGGAGGCAGUGCCCAGGGACAGCCUAUGAGCAGCGGGACUGCAGUGGCCUGCCGCCUUGCCCAGUGGCUGGAGGCUGGGGGCCAUGGGGCCCAGCGAGUCCCUGCCCGGUGACCUGUGGCCUAGGCCAGACCAUGGAAAAACGGACAUGUGAUCACCCUGUGCCCAAGCACGGGGGCCCCUUCUGUGUCGGUGAUGACACCCGGAUCCACGUCUGCAACACAGGCGUCUCCUGCCCUGUGAAUGGAGAGUGGGGGCCCUGGGAAGAAUGGAGCACUUGUGUCCGCCCGAAGAUGAAACAGAUCAGCUGUCUGGAGAUCCCAGGCCAGCAGACACGUUCAAGGAGCUGCAAGGGCCGCAAGUUUAAUGGACAUCGAUGUCCCGGGGAUCAACAGGAUAUCCGGCACUGCUACAACAUCCAGCGCUGCCCGUGGGAAGGCUCAUGGUCAGAGUGGAGUACCUGGGGGCUGUGCACACCCCCAUGUGGACCCAACCCCAUCCGCACUCGCCAGCGCCUCUGCAAGGCCCAUCUCCCCAAGUUCUCGCCCACUGUUACCAUCGUUGAAGGCCAAGGUAAGAAGAACGUGACCUUCUGGGGGAAACCAUUUUCAGUGUGUGAGAUGCUACAGGGGCAGAAGUUGGUGGUGGAAGAGGAACGGCCAUGUCUACACGUGCCUGCCUGCAAAGACCCUGAGGAUGAGCUCUAACACCUCUCUUCCACUCUAAUACCCUGACUUCCCAGACCUCAAUAAACCAGCCUCUUCCCCAAGAGUGGGGCAAUUGCAUCUUCUAGGCCAAAGGGUACAGCACAGGCAAAGUCGCAGUGGCCUGUUGUGGAAAACUGUAUUUUCCACUGUGGCAACAUUUUGGCAGGAAUGAAGGCAAGUAUCUAUCCCUGCCGGAGCCCACUGUCUCCCCCCUACCCCCACCUCCCAGUGCCUGGGCCCACGCAGCACGUCCCUCUGCAGAGCUCUGAGUUACGGGUUUCCUGUUUGGCUACUCGCCCUUCCAGGCACUUUCUGAUUGGCUGGCAUGCUUGUUAUCUGUUUCUCUGCCUCCUAAAGCUCCCUCAGUUCCCACCCGCCAGAGCUGCUGGGCUGGCAGAUUCCAUUUCUAUCGUGGUUAACAGCAGCAGGCAG